Paraglomus occultum is the source of this 2475-nucleotide messenger RNA. The record is from the annotation of a GenBank genome assembly. Lineage: Eukaryota; Fungi; Glomeromycota; Glomeromycetes; Paraglomerales; Paraglomeraceae.
AUGGAUAAUAGCGAUACGGACAAUACAGCCUACGCAAUUGGCCAACAGUUGACGAGAGUGCUCACCGUCAUUGUUAUUAGUGGAGCACUAUUAUCUUUGUUAGGAGGUAUAAUAAUCGUAUUUCUCCGUAAUCGAGAGUCGCGUCGUCGGCCCUUUGCGAGAACGACAACAAUAGAAUUGGAAAGAGUGUCCAACAAAUCCCAACUCUUAUCGAGGGAGAAGCUUGAUACGUUCCCAGUCAUUGUAUUUAAGGUUGAGAGUCAUGUAGUACAAAGUGUGACGAUAGAGAAUGGAGAAAAUGAAAAGAAUUGUACUAGCAACAUUGAAAAAAACGAUUCCAAUAUUAAUACCAACGAGAAUAGCAAUGGUACGACUACCGACAACGCUCAGACAAAUAACACAACAAUACCCACUGCAAAUCGUGAACCUUCUGUCCCGUCCUCUCCAACACAUGAAGUGUCACAAGCAAGGGAGAACGAGUUGACGAGUUGUAUUAAAAAUGAAAAAAAUGACAAUGAUGAGGGGGGUGAUAACGAGAACGUUGUGGAAGAAGAUAAAAGGGACAAAAGAUACGCAAACGAAUCCCACCAUGUUGACUUCCCAACAACCUGUGUGAUAUGCCUUGAAGACUUUCAAGAUGGAGAUGAAUUAAGACAGCUUCCCUGUUUUCAUCAAUAUCACAUCAAAUGCAUUGAUCCCUGGUUAAUGCAAAAAUCUUCUGUAUGUCCAAUGUGUAAACAUGACUGUAACAGACGUUUUAUACCAUUUAAGAAAAAUGGCAAUUCGAGUAAUCGAGACACAAUCGGCGAUAGUGAUAUCAGUACAGUAUCAACAACAACGUCAGCUACGUUCUCAUUCUUCACGAUAACGGCAUCAUCGCCUACUGCAGCGAUACGCCAGCACGAUAUUGACAUUACGGUGUCGCAAGAGAACAAUGAAUCGCGUGAUGUAAAUUCGAGACCAUCAUUGCAAUUAUCAUUAACAAUAUCAUCAACAGAUUCACAUCCACAAUCGCAAUGGUCUUGGUCCUCGUCACGCUCUUCAAAAUCGGUUUCUACAAUCGAGCCUUCUGAAGUUGUUAUUGAUAGAGUGCGAGGUGUUUCUUCUGAUAUUGGUGAUGAAAGUAAUAAGGGUGAAGAAGUAAAUAUUACUGAUCUUACCUCAUGGGCUGUAGAAUGUUAUAAUUCCUAUGGGGAUGUAUGGGAAGUGUAUACUGAAUUAUCCCGCGAUAUAUGGAUUUCAAGAGGUGAUUUGAUGAUAGAUGUGAUGCUGGGGGACAGAUAUAAGCUGAGAUUUCCAACAGCAAAUUACGCUUAUAUGAAAUUGGGUCCAGGAGAUAAAGGAAUAGGAUUCAACAAUCGUUUAGAAAAUUGGGAAAUGACGCGGGAUGUUGUUGAUAGUGUGAUGAAGAGUGAAGGCUUCUUGGAUGAAGUUGUUAAGUGGACUGAAGAGUAUUACAGGUUCAUUGAGAAAGAGAGAGGAGGAAUAAUCAAUGGAAUGCACGAUUAUAAACAAUUAGUCGAAAACGUAGCAGUGAAAGUGCUCACUGGGAUUAAUCCAAUUGAGUCUGAUCAAAUGUUGGAUGAUUUGGAUCAUUGGAUAAAUGAGAGAGGCUACAUUACGAAUAUAAAAGAUAUAAUAAUUGAAUUGUGGCAGUCCUUAGCGAAUGGAAAGCUUAGUCAACGAACUUAUGAGGGUUUGCCACCUAUGCAUGGUCUUGCUCAAAAAGUUCUCGGUCGUUGGGAUGCCAUUAAAUCUUGCCCGGCUGAACAGCUGAUCACUAACGAUUUGUUAACGAAAUUGCGCGUGGCAAAUACGGUAUUAGAUAAUAAGAAGAGUACAAUGGACGAUGUUGGAAGGCCAUUCUCACCUACGGAAAUUACAGUUAUUCUUACUGAAAUGCUAAUUGGUGGAAUAUACAAGAUUCUUCCCGUUAUAAAAAAUCUUAUGGCUGCGCUCGAAAAAGACCCAUCCCUUAUCACGCCUUUGACCGAAGAACUAACCGCGACCUUUGGUAAUACUCUUCCUACGAAUCUAACGGCGGCUUCCUUAUCCUCUUUACCUUACUGCGAUGCAUUAAUCUCCGAAACAAUACGGCUGAACACACCAGUACCGAUUAUUACUCGUACAGCCGCACAGCCAGUAAAUCUAAGAGCGAAGGCUUGGCCAACAGGAACUACGGUUAAACUGGUUGUAAAUAGUUUACUAAUGAAUCAAAGAAGCUGGAAAAAUCCCGAGAAGUUUAACCCAGAGAGAUUCUUGGAACUCGAAAGUUCUGCGGAAAAAAACCGAAAAGAAGUUAUAUCAUUUGGGAAUGGCCCGAGAGCGUGUCCAGGCAGGGAAAUGACCAUGUGUUUACUGAAGACUUUUCUUGUUUUGAGGUUUUGGGACAGCAAUAAUAUAAUUAUCGAGGGUAUCCGAGAUGUGAAAGGCGUGCGAGACGUUGAUGUAUUAAACUUUUCCCGGCUUUACUGA